AGCAGGUGAAAGGUCAUGUAGGAAAAGAUGGCGGCGUCCAGGGGAGCAGUAGUGUUAAAGACGGUUAAGAAAAUUAUUGUACAGUUUUGCCCAUUUGAAUCUAAUGUCCGCUCCACAAGAGAGUUUCUCAUUGUGGUCGGGUCUGAAAAAGCCAGAGCCACAAAUAUGAACUGUGAAGUUAUCACAGAAGUAAAGCAUAACCGAUCAGAGCCUACGAUUGACAUCACAUUUUUGGAUGGAGAGAGGCUGCUGAUGAAGGGAUCCAAACUUACCACACAAGAAUUGCUCUCAGCCUUACAGACCCGAUGCAGUGCUAAAGACCCUCAAGCUAAAGCAGGAGACAAAAAUUUUGGUUGGACUUUUAACAGGCCUCUAUAUUCAGACACAGGAAAGUCUCUACUUACACACUAUCCCAUUAUGACGUGUGGAAAUGUGAAUCGGAUUGACCAAACAAAUCUGUAUGCUAUUUUUACAUCACACACAGUUCCGAGUUGCGUUUGCAGGCGGGAGGUUGAGGAACUCCGCACAGUGACGCUGGAUCAUCUGAUUGGCUAGUGUCAACACGCACGUGCUGGAGGAGCUGUUGAAAAAGCCCGCAGUC
Onychostoma macrolepis is the source of this 601-nucleotide messenger RNA. RefSeq names its product mitochondrial ribosomal protein L53 (gene mrpl53). Gene Ontology annotation, cellular component: mitochondrial large ribosomal subunit. NCBI's taxonomy places the organism in Eukaryota, Metazoa, Chordata, Actinopteri, Cypriniformes, Cyprinidae. Bases 28 to 555 code for a protein of 175 amino acids. The transcript has 5 exons. The record is from RefSeq and is a predicted model, not a curated record.